GGAAAAGGCAGAGAGAGAGAGCCCAGCCCUUGAAUGCACGGCAACAACAAGCCGACACACAGAGAGGGAGAGACUAAGAGAGACCGGCCGUUUAGUUUUUUUUUAUUUUGUGGAGGGGCGCGCAGGGACCCUUCGACGCUGCGGACAUGAACUGAAACAGGCGCUCUGGAAGAGGCAGGGAUCGUGUUCCAGUAUCCCCCAACAUUCAGUGUUUCAAGGUGGAAAAACGACCCUAACCCCCCACCUCCCCAGAAAAGCCCUCCUCUCUCCCUGACAGGUCUUAUUCAGACAGUGCUACACCCAAAAGCCCCGACAGACCCCCUCCUGCUGCUGCUCCACCCCUCCGCCGCCGCACCGCUCCGGCAACCGAGAUGCACACGGAGACCCGUCACAAGAAAUGCCAGUCGACUCCAAAGCAGAGGAAAAGUGCUGUCAGUGGCCGGAAGAAGCAGAGGAGCCCGGCCAAGCAGAGCGCCCUGACCCAGCAGCCUUCGCCGCCGCCGCCGCCGCCGCCGCCCCCUGCAGUCCAACGAGAGGAGGAGGAGGAGGAGAAAGAGAAGCCGGCCACCGGGCCUCGGCCGCCGCACGGGAGGGAGGAGGAAUCAGCCGAGGAGGAGCCCAAGGAAGUGGAGACACAAACUAUUGGGGUGACGGAAGAAGAAAAGAAAGGAGAGGAGGCGGAGGAAAGCGAGAGAGACAUGCCCUCUGUACAGAUCAAACCAGAGCCGGAGGAGAUGGAGUGCACGCAGGCAGAUGUAGGUGAUGACUGCACACAGCCAACGGACCUGAAGGUGAAGUCAGAAUGCAAGACAGAACCCUGUUCGCCUCAGGCGAGCCCCGCCGAGGACCAGACCGAACCCGUGGACCUGUCGCUCAACAAACCCCGCUCCGCCUCCACGAUGAGCAUCACAGUCAACCCCUCGCCCAGCAGUAUGGUGAUGCAGCCCGGCCUUUCAGCCACACCCAUCCCCUCCACAGUACAAUCGAUAGGUUCCAUGGUCCUCUCCCCGGGGUCCAUCUUAGCGACGCAGGGUGCUGGCGGCCAGCAGAUUCUCCAUGUCAUCCACACAAUCCCUUCGGUCAGCAUGCCCAGCAAGGUCGGCCAGCUGCAGACCAUCCCUGUGGUGGUGCAGUCGCUGCCUGUUGUCUACACCACCAUGCCUACUGACGGCGUCGCCACGGCAGCCAUCACGGUGCCGCUCAUAGGCAGUGACGGACGCUCGGAAGGAUCUGUCCGGAUUAAGCCAGGUUCCACGUCUCCAGUGGAGUAUCAGAGCGACAGCGACGUAGAGAGCGGUACAGAGUCCGGAUCGGCCUCCCUCAGCACCCAAAGCCUGGAUGCAGGGUCAGUUAUGGACAUAGAGCCAGUUGAUCCCGAUUCGCUAGACCUCAAGAGGCGGCGGAUCCACAUGUGUGACUAUGAAGGCUGCAAAAAGGUUUACACCAAGAGCUCUCACCUAAAAGCGCACAGGAGGAUACACACAGGAGAGAAACCCUAUCAAUGCACCUGGGAGGGCUGCACCUGGCGCUUCGCCCGCUCCGACGAGCUCACCCGACAUUUCCGCAAGCACACAGGAAUCAAACCUUUCCGCUGCACUGAGUGUGAUCGUUCCUUCUCCCGGUCUGACCAUCUCUCUCUGCACCGCCGCCGCCAUGUGAUGAUGUGAACUCCCCCCCAGCACCUACAGCUCCCCUACAAAUCAAUCUCCGACCCCUUGAUUUGCUCACAACACAUCUUGUACCAGUGUCUCUCACCUCACAAACAUUUGCCACGUCCCGCUUCCCUGCUCACCCCUCCAGGAUUUUAAGGCCAAUCGGCAGAUGAAGAAGAGGAGGUCCCUUCCUCCUUCUAUUCAUCUCAAAAUCACAGGACAAAUGGGAACGUGUCUGUGCGUUUGUAUGCAUGCAUGGUGGCAGUAAUAAUCAUCAUCACCGUCCACCCAAGACCAGUCUUUCUCUCUAUGAUCUGAACUUGUUUCAUAGAUGGUGAUGUCACUUUCUCUGAAAAAGAGGAAAGGACUGAAGGACAUCCAGCACCAGGGACGUUCAUCCAUCCAUCAUCCAUCACAUGCAUCCAUCCAUUCAGCCAAGGGAGAGGAGGAAGAUGAGGGGACACAAAUAGGAAUGACAUGUCACUUUUAAUCUCAACUUCGACAUCACUUCAGCUGCUUUUUUCUUUUUUUUUUUUUUUUUACAGUUUAAAUUCUUUACAUCUCCAAAGUUAAGAAGAAGUUGUGACUUCUUAAUGGAGACGAAGGUCACUCCCGAGGAGACCUCUUUUACUAGCCCUUUUAUACAACAAAAACAUUUGCAGGAGCCCAGCAGCCCUUUCAGGAACUCAUAAACCUGACACUGCUUUCUAAUCUCAUUCUAUGCGACUAAGGAUAUGUGUCAAAAUUAGCAAAAUUAGCAGAUAGUCUAAAACAAAAUGUGAACCUAUUUAAGAAAUGCACAAGAAAAAAGGGAUUUUGAAGGCUGGCAGACCCUGGGUUGGGAGAACUGCGUGAGAUCGCUGGCUCUGUCUUACAAAUGAAUGCUCCCAGGCUGUGCACGUUUCCACAGGUAUUCAACCAAUCAGAAGACAUUUGAAGACACUUCACAAAGACAAUGCUAACUAACCCCUGCCUGUGGUGUCGGCAAUAACGAUGUUGGGGUGAUGCUGGGUGCAAAGCUACCUAACAGCUACCAAAGAUUACGAUGCUGUAAAUGAUCAGCGUCGACCAUUUUAAGUAUGACCACAAAUAAAGUCCCUGUGUGUCUACUGGUUACAUGUUGGUACCAGAACAAGGCAACCUCUGACCUGAAGUCCUCCUAUAAAACACACUCCUAUCAAGGGUUUUUCUUUCCAAGGUCUAUAGCGUCUGCUGUGGGUAUCUAUGAAUAAAAAUAAACAGCUAUUCUCUUGUCAAAAAUGGUUGAAAUUAUACUUUUCAGCUCCUUUGAAUCAAGACCACAGCUUAACAUUUGUUCUUGUUUAGUUCCUAUCGAUUUCUUAACAGUGAGCUUCGAAAGCAGUGAUGAUGAAAAGGGUAAAAAGGCAAGGGGCCUCCUGUUGUUCCUUGAACCCGGCACCCUUUGCGAAGGAGUCCAAAAUAGCAAACAUUUGGACUAAGUAUGUACUUAACAUAUCUGUAUGUGUGCAUGCAUGCAGUGAAUUUAUGGACACGCGGCUGAAGUGACGUCAGAUAAAACCUCCUCUCCCCGUCCCCUGGUACACGGAACUACAAGACUGUGAACUUUAUAAAGACUCAUUUGUUUUCAGUGUAUCAGUCCCAUUGUUGUAUUUCCCCCCCUGAAUACACAUAUUUUUCGAUUCUUCUUCAAUAACAGUAUUUGCUUUGUAUGCGUUGUCGUUGAUGUUUUACAAAAAAAACAAACAAACAAAAAAAUGCUUUUAGUUCAUAUUUUUCCUUGCCACUCUGAUGGAAUGGCAUCUUAAAAAGAAAUUAAUUCAAAUAGUUUUGUUGUUUUCUGAGGCUGUGAAGGCGAUGAAAAAAGAAACUAGUGUGAGACGUGAAGCGGAAGCUCUCGCGGGGGGAACGGGGGGAGCUUUUCUGAGUGUGUGUUAUCUGCGUGACGUGUGUGUGUUUGUGGAUGAGUGCACGUUUUGAGACAAAACACAUAAUCAGAGUAGAAGAUUUUUAUGAGUGCGUGUUCCGGGCACCUGCUGUUAUGUUACCUCUUGCCCGUUGAGCCUUAAUAACCGAAGUCAAUCUGUAAGGGCGAAACCAGAACCCCUGAGAGACGACAAAACCUAGCUGAGUCCAUGUCAACAAGUGCCCGAUCCGAAAAUCCCCAUAUAAAAGGUGCUUUUAAAGAAACAUUUCACAUUUCAGUCCCAGUCUCUCAGCCUGUUUGCGGCAAGGCAGGAGAUCUCAUUUCUAUC
This is a messenger RNA of Cololabis saira (Pacific saury), 3886 nucleotides long. RefSeq names its product Kruppel like factor 8 (gene klf8). The coding region runs from base 372 to 1667 and encodes 431 amino acids. The record is from RefSeq and is a predicted model, not a curated record. NCBI's taxonomy places the organism in Eukaryota, Metazoa, Chordata, Actinopteri, Beloniformes, Belonidae. Gene Ontology annotation, biological process: regulation of transcription by RNA polymerase II. The transcript is spliced from 7 exons. Gene Ontology annotation, molecular function: DNA-binding transcription factor activity, RNA polymerase II-specific; RNA polymerase II cis-regulatory region sequence-specific DNA binding.